GUUGGCCAUAAUAGCUCAUUUAUUGCUUGUUCGCCAUUGAGGAGAAAUUUGCCGACAUUGUGGAGCAUCAUUUCCGACAUUUUGAAUCGCACAACAUAUGGACUCUUCAGGUUAAUAGCUAUUAAUAUUUCUCAUGAUGAAUAUGACAAUUGCCUAACAGUUAAAUUUUAUUGUAAUUUUAAUACUGUUGUCUGUUGUCAAAUACGCAUUGGUAGCCAUGCAUGGUGAGGUUUAAAUUUCUUCUAUAAUUCCUCAAAGUAUUGAGUAUAAUUGUGCUCUACAUUGAACUGCAAACGUAUCUGAAAAAGGAGGCAUUCGCUGCAAGUCAGUUUGUGAUUGUAUACGCUAUAGCUUCACUUGUACAACAAUCAAAUUAAAAGUCAUUCAAGAAGUAUAUUGCUGUGAUCGGAGCAAUAUCAUCAAGCAAUUUCCGUUUAUCAUAGCAAAGCUUUAGGCGUAUUUAUUGGUGUAUCUGGAUUCAUCCUCUAACCAAGAUGAUAUCGACCAACAUAAUUUUGGAAUUUGUAGCCUUGACGUUAGUUUUUCUUGCUGCUCUAUUUGGCAAUGUAACACUAUUUUAUGUUGUUGGAACCAAUCGUAAUCUUCGUACAAGAGGAAACGUAUUUAUACUUAAUCUUGCUGCUGCAGAUUUGUUAGUUGCUGUAGUAAAUCUUCCAAUAACUAUCACCACAGUCUUGGCUGAUAAAUGGAUUCUUGGUAAAACAGUUUGUCAGAUAUCUGGAUUCAUUACUUUACUCACAUUUGUUGCUUCAUGCAUGGCAUUGUCUAUGAUCAAUAUCAAUCGCUAUCAUGCAAUAAUGCAAUGGCAAUCCUACAAAAAAACUUACACGAAAAGAAAAUGUUUACUAUACGUUGGCAUCACUUGGGCCAUAACAAUCGUAUUGUCAAUUCCGCCAUUUUUUGGUUGGGCGAGAUUCGACUAUGAUCCAGGACAGAGUUAUUGUUUUGCUGAAUGGAAAGCAAGUAAAUCGUACACGAUCUUUAUGAUUGCAGCUUGUCUAUGUGGUCCGUUAUCUAUAAUGACUUACUGUUAUGUAAGAAUAAAUCUGUACGACAAGAAGUUUGCUUUGGGAAUCACUUCGUCGCCAAACGGAAGUGAAAAUACAAGAAAUACAGAUCCAAAAGCAUGCUUUAAGAGGAGAAAGAAAAGGUUGACAAGAACAAUUUUAACUUUGAUUUUCGUUUUUGGAGUUUGUUGGUCGCCAUUUGCGCUUAUCAUGAUAGCCCAGGUUUUCUUCAAUGCGCAUGUACCACGUUACGUUGAUUUUGGCUCGCUUGUUCUUGGAUAUUUAAACAGUUUUUUAAAUGUCAUUGUUUAUAAUGCAACAAACAGAAAAAUCAGGGAAAAGUUCAAACAAGCAUUUCAUACAGCACUAUGCAAAACACCGCGAGUCAAAUACCGGAUUGAUCCGAGCUCUUUAUCAACAGGACAAUCGGCUUUCUUCCAGCCUUACGGAUCUUUUGGUGUUUAUUGUUUUUGGACUUAUCCUCCAACCAAGAUGAUAUCGACAAACAUAAUUUUUGAAUUUGUAGCCUUGACGUUAGUUUUUCUUGCUGCUCUAUUUGGCAAUGUAACACUAUUUUAUGUUGUUGGAACCAAUCGUAAUCUUCGUACAAGAGGAAAUGUAUUUAUACUUAAUCUUGCUGCUGCAGAUUUGUUAGUUGCCGUAGUAAAUCUUCCAAUAACUAUGACCACAGUCUUGGCUGAUAAAUGGAUUCUUGGUAAAACAGUUUGUCAGAUAUCUGGAUUCAUUACUUUACUCACAUUUGUUGCUUCAUGCAUGGCAUUGUCUAUGAUCAAUAUCAAUCGCUAUCAUGCAAUAAUGCAAUGGCAAUCCUACAAAAAAACUUACACGAAAAGAAAAUGUUUACUAUACGUUGGCAUCACUUGGGCCAUAACAAUCGUAUUGUCAAUUCCUCCGUUUUUUGGUUGGGCGAAAUUCGACUAUGAUCCAGGACAGAGUUAUUGUUUUGCUGAAUGGAAAGCAAGUAAAUCGUACACGAUCUUUAUGAUUGCAGCUUGUCUAUGUGGUCCGUUGUCUAUAAUGACUUACUGUUAUGUAAGAAUAAAUCUAUACGACAAGAAGUUUGCUUUGGGAAUCACUUCGUCGCCAAGCGAAAGUGAAAACACAAGAAAUACAGAUCCAAAAGCAUGCUUUAAAAGGAGAAAGAAAAGGUUGACAAGAACAAUUUUAACUUUGAUUUUCGUUUUUGGAGUUUGUUGGUCGCCAUUUGCGCUUAUCAUGAUAGCCCAGGUUUUCUUCAAUGCGCAUGUACCACGUUACGUUGAUUUUGGCUCGCUUGUUCUUGGAUAUUUAAACAGCUUUUUAAAUGUCAUUGUUUAUAAUGCAACAAACAGAAAAAUCAGGGAAAAGUUCAAACAAGCACUUCAAAUAGCAAUAUGCAAAAAACCGCGAGUCAAAUACCGGAUUGACCCGAGCUCUUUAUCAACAGGACAAUUCUUGUAACAUGAUUAUAAAGUUCUUUUAAACGAAUUCUUGGAAGCUGCGAUGAUCUAUGAGACUAACAAUGGAGUAAGAUGAUUAACUUAUAGACACUGUGCAAUUUUGAUAUUCUUUGUAGUAAGUACUAAUGUCAUAAUAUAGCCCGAUAUAAUAUAAAUCUAUUUAACUAAUUUUCCACAAAUUUGGUGUAUAUUAUUUCAGAUUGCCCAAAUGCU
This is a messenger RNA of Xenia sp. Carnegie-2017, 2701 nucleotides long. RefSeq names its product opsin Rh6-like. Gene Ontology annotation, biological process: G protein-coupled receptor signaling pathway. Gene Ontology annotation, molecular function: G protein-coupled receptor activity; peptide binding. The coding region runs from base 495 to 2489 and encodes 664 amino acids. The transcript has 3 exons. Lineage: Eukaryota; Metazoa; Cnidaria; Anthozoa; Malacalcyonacea; Xeniidae. The record is from RefSeq and is a predicted model, not a curated record. Gene Ontology annotation, cellular component: membrane.